CAGUCUCCUUCCUCACUCCUCAACGUGAUGUGAAGAUACUUUACUGUUUCACAACGUCAUAGAGAGAGAACAGUGACCGUCUUCAAGAUUUCUCAAGAAAAGCAAAUCGAAAAACUCAAAACUAAAGAUGGAGACAGAGAAGAAGAAUAGCAAGAAUCUAAGCCUAAAGCAUCUUGGGUUCGUUAGGGUUGCAGCGAUCCAGAUUCUGGCUUCCGUUUCAAAUCUCUACGACUACGCUAAACAAAACUCCGGUUCUCUCAAACCCGCUGUGGAAAAGGUUGAAGGAGCUGUCACCACCGUCGUCACCCCUGUUUACCACAAACUCAAAGAUGUUCCAGAUUCUCUCCUCGUCUUUCUAGAUCACAAGGUGGGUGAAGCAUCAUACAAGUUUGAUAAGCAUGCUCCUCCGAUGGCUAAGCAAGUGGUGACUCAAGCACAUGUAUUGAUCUACAAGGCAACAGAGAAAGCUCAGAGCUUUGUGAAAGAGGCUCGUACUGGUGGUCUCAAAGCUGCGUUUAACUUUGCUGCGACUGAGUACAAGUGUUUCGUUGUGACCAGCUCUGUUAAAGUCUGGGCUAAACUUAACCAGUACAAACCAAUUCAUGCAGUGGGUGAGAAAGCUUUACCUGUGGCUGCACACGUUUCUACUCGGUACAAUGAGUUGGUGACGGAUAUGACUCAGAUGGGUUACUCUUUGGUUGGUUAUCUUCCAUUGGUCCCUGUUGAUGAUAUUGUCAAGGCUUAUGAGAAAGAAGGUGCAGAGCAGAAGAAGAAGAAAGGAGAAGAUACAGCUACUACUGAUGGAAAGAAAGGAGAGACUACUGCCACUACUGAUGGAAAUGAAUCUUCCUCUGAUUCAGAUUAGGAUUGUGUGAUUUGGUUGUUGCCCUUUGGAGAGAGUUUGGUUUGGUUACGUAUGUAAAUGACCUUAGGACCUCUGCUUUUCAUCUUAGGACCUCUGCUUUUCAUCUUAGGACCUCUGUUUUUCUUUUCUUUGUUCGAUCUCAAAACUUGGUCAAGUGUCUCUCAGUUCUUGGUGGUGGUGUGAAAAAUGUGAUGUGUGGGUCUUUCAGAAAUUUAUAUUCAUAUCAAAGAUGGACAAUCAAAACAACUUUACUAAAAGCCAA
This is a messenger RNA of Camelina sativa (false flax), 1127 nucleotides long. Its product is annotated as REF/SRPP-like protein At1g67360. Lineage: Eukaryota; Viridiplantae; Streptophyta; Magnoliopsida; Brassicales; Brassicaceae. The record is from RefSeq and is a predicted model, not a curated record.